Aspergillus heteromorphus CBS 117.55 is the source of this 2355-nucleotide messenger RNA. RefSeq lists its product as uncharacterized. The coding region runs from base 1 to 2355 and encodes 784 amino acids. Gene Ontology annotation, molecular function: 5-oxoprolinase (ATP-hydrolyzing) activity. Gene Ontology annotation, biological process: glutathione metabolic process. Gene Ontology annotation, cellular component: cytosol. The record is from RefSeq and is a predicted model, not a curated record. The transcript is spliced from 7 exons. NCBI's taxonomy places the organism in Eukaryota, Fungi, Ascomycota, Eurotiomycetes, Eurotiales, Aspergillaceae.
AUGCGUCAUGUCGAUGAGGGAUACUCUCUGGAUAUGUGGUGGGAGUUGGAUUCUGUCCCCUCCCAUCUGAACAUCCCCCUCUGCCCUAAAUCAGCCAGGAAGCGAUCCAUCUCUUCAGCUUCCGACCGCGUCUUCAAGCUACUAUCCGAGGAUCCAGCCAACUACCGCGACGCCCCGACCGAGGCCAUCCGCCGCGCGUUAGAAGCGAUCGAAGGGCGCGCGAUCCCCCGAUCCGAGAACCUCGACGGCUCGCGCAUCGCCUCGUGCCGCAUUGGCACCACCAUCGCCACCAAUGCCCUGCUGCAAGGCAAAGGCGAGCGCUUCGCCUUCGUCACCACGCAGGGCUUCAAGGACGUCUGCGCGAGGCCCCUGCACGACACGGCGGUGGAGGUCAACAAACGCGUCACCGUCGAGGACUACGAUCUCAACCCGUUUCCCAUGGAUAAGACCGCCGAGCUGACCGAUCCGGCACUGGUCCGGACGACCAGCGGUGAGAUCAUCCGCAUCCUGCAGGAGUUGGACCUCGAGGCGGUGCGCGAGACGCUUCUUGGGCUGCAGGCAGAGGCAUACACGUCGCUCGCGAUCGCGUUCAUGCAUUCCUACCUCUUCCCCGACCAUGAGACUCAGGUUGCGGCGCUGGCUCGCGAGCUUGGGUUCCGAUAUGUCACCACGUCUGCGGAGGUCAGCCCCGUCGUGAAGUAUCUCCGGCGCAGCAAUUCGGUCUGCUCGGAGGCGUUCCUGGGCAAUGAAGCCCUCCUCAGUGGUCCGGCGGGGGGUGUUGUCGGGGUGGCGAAGACCUGCUUCGAUCCGAACGAGGGCACGCCGGUCAUCGGCUUCGACAUGGGAGGCACCAGCACGGACGUCUCGCGGUACGAUGGCACAUACGACUACCUGAGCGAGACAACGAUCGCAGGACGCAUCAUCACCACUCCGAUGCUGAAUAUUGCCACGGUUGCCGCAGGCGGCGGCUCGAUCCUGUUUGCCCGCAAUGGGCUCUUCGUCGUCGGGCCGGACAGUGCUGGCGCGCAUCCGGGCCCUGCUUGCGAUCGAAAAGGAGGGCCUCUCACGGUCACGGACGCGAAUCUCUUCCUGGGCAGACUGGUUUUGUCCUCGUUUCCCUCGAUAUUUGGGCCAAAUGCGGACCAGCCUCUGGGUUAUGCGGCGACGGUGAGGAAGUUCCAGGAGAUCACGCAGGAGAUCAACACCCAGACAGGCCAGAAUCUCACCCCUGAAGAGGCGGCCCUAGGCUUCAUCAACAUCGCCAACGAGACCAUGAGCCGUCCGAUCCGCAACGCUACCGAGGCGCGUGGCUUCCAUCCCGAGCGCCAUAACCUGGUCAGCUUCGGGGGAGCGGGUGGCCAGCAUGCCUGUUCCAUUGCGAACCGACUCGGAAUCAAGCGCAUUCUCAUCCACAAGUACUCGUCCAUCCUGUCGGCAGUCGGGAUCUCCGGGACAGACUUGCAGGUGCAUCCCCCGAGUCCAUCCACUUCGAAAAACGAGUCCUUGAGCCUGCGCUAUCAAGGAACGGAUACCAACCUGGUCAUCCCCAAGCCCGCCGGCGAGGACUACGGCGCUGCAUUCCGAGACACGCACACGCGCGAGUUUGCCUUUGCACUGGACCGGCCGGUGAUCGUGGAUUCCAUCCAAGUGCGAGGCAGUGGCAGCAGCGGAUCAGAUGUGUCCUCCUCCCCAUUCACAUUCCUCGACCAUGUCAAAGCCAAAGCAGUGCAUGCCGUUCCCCAAUCCUCCCAGUCCGUCUUCGUCGAGACCUCGUGGCAGGACAUCCCCGUCUACCACCUCGCCUGGAUCCCCCAGUCCAUCGUCCACGGCCCCUCCCUCAUCAUCGACGCCACGCAGACCAUCUUCCUCUCCAUCGUCGCCCACCGCUUCAUGGCCAUCGCCGAGCCAAUGGGCAACAUGCUGCAACGCACCUCUAUCUCCACCAGCAUCAAAGAGCGCCUGGACGUCUCCUGCGCCAUCUUCUCUCCCGACGGCAAACUGGUGGCCAACGCCCCGCACAUCCCCAUCCACCUAGGCAGCAUGCAAUUCGCCAUCCAACACCAGCACCGUCCAUGGCACUCGAUCCUCGAGCCCGGCGACGUCCCCCAACCCAAAUCCUCCCUCUCCUUCUACGUCGCCGCCCGCGACCACCACACCGACAUUGGCGGCAAAGGCAUCACGGCAAUGAUUCCCGACUCCACCCACCUCUGGGAAGAAGGCCUUAGCAUCACAUCCCUCACAAUCGUCUCCCGGGGGAUCUUCCUCGAAGGCACCAUCCGAUCCGCCUUCCUAUCCGUGGAAAGGGGGGGGUGGGGCGGUCAUGGCGGUGGAGGGCAGGGUGAGGUUGAGGUUUAG